This is a messenger RNA of Nothobranchius furzeri (turquoise killifish), 1829 nucleotides long. Lineage: Eukaryota; Metazoa; Chordata; Actinopteri; Cyprinodontiformes; Nothobranchiidae. The record is from RefSeq and is a predicted model, not a curated record.
AUGGCAGCUCGAAGGGUUCUGGUGUUUCUCGCUUUCAUCUCUGCUUUUUCCAGCAGUCAGGCUUCAGACUGCUCCUACAACCAACUACUGGACUACCUAAACGUGACCGCAUCAGAUUCACUUCUGGGAAUCUCCCGACCAGUGAAGGACUGGACUAGGACCACACAUGUCCAGCUGGAGACAUCGCUGUAUGGUAUUGUAGACGUGGAUGAGAAGUUUCAAACGGUCACCUGUGACAUCUGGGUCAAAAUGUUUUGGACAAACGAAUUUCUGACCUGGGAUCGCUCUGAGUUUUGUGGGAUUAACUCGCUGACUCUUCCCAGGUCGUUGAUCUGGAUCCCUGAUAUCUCCAUCCAGGAGGACGUCUCUGAUAGCCAGACCGUUGUGGAGGAUGCGUUCGUCACCUUGUAUAACCACGGUUUAAUCAACGGAAACAUGCGGCAGCAUCUAACCUUCACCUGCCAGCUUGACAUCUUCAGAUUCCCCUUCGAUGAGCAACAAUGCAACGUCACCUUUUUUUCCAUGAGCUCUGAUGAUAAAUCCAUAAAACUAGGGACAAUGACAAACUUCACAAACAUCCCACAGCAUUUGGAUGAGAUCACGAAGGCACAGGGAGAAUGGAAACUCAAGGCAACUCACCAUUUUGAAUAUACUGUAGUUGCUGAUGGCAUACCCCAAAGCAAACUUGUGUACAUGGUCACCCUGCAGAGGAAGCCAUUUCUUUAUGUGAUUAAUUUAAUCUUACCACUGCUGUUUUUACUGGUGCUGGAUCUGGGCUCGUUCUUCAUCACCGAGGGCAAAGGUGAAAAGCUGGGGUUCAAAGUGACCAUCCUUCUGUCCAUUUUUGUUUUAUUGCUGAUUCUUAAAGACAUCUUACCGUCUACUGAAGAAAACCUGCCGAUGAUUGCCAUCUACUGUGUUGCGAUUUUCACCCUGGUGUGGAUCAGUGUCCUGGAGACCAUGCUGGUCAGCUUUCUGAUGAGCCUUGGUGGUCCUUAUGAAGAGAGGGCUCGAAGCUCAGGACUCAGAGUUAAUAUUCUGCUGGUAGCAGAUGAUGAUCACAAAGAACCUGCUGGAGUUGGAGAUAAAGUUCCACCAGAGAAGGUUUUAUCUCCUGUGGACCCACCUGGUGACAGCGACAUGCUGAAACUGAUCUUGGACAAAGUGAAGUCGGUUCAACUGGAAUCUAAGAGAAAGAACAAAGUCAAGAGAUGGUCUGGAGGCUGCAGAAGGCUGGCUAAAAUCUUUGACUGUGUCUUUACUUCGGUGUAUUUUCUUACUACCGCAGCUUUUCAGAUUUGGAUUUUUUCCAAUUGGAAUAAGCCACGAUUUUAGACCCAUGGCAAUAUUUACUGCAUGAUUGUUCUGCUAGAAAAAGACUGAAAUAGCUUUAAACAAGACAUUGUGCUCAUUUACAUCACAAAAUGCUUGAAAUGAAGGGUAACCUCUACAACCAAUCAUGAUUCUGCAUUUCUGCUUUUUAACUGUCAACCUUCUAAAAUGCAUCUUCAAUAUCAAACAGUUUCUAUCAAAUCUGACAACAAAAAGGAAAGUUUAGUCCUCUCCUAAAUAGUUUAAUCAUGUGAUGCCUCAAGAAACCUUCACUCAAAGGUAUCUUUUUUAAACCCCUUUAGACAAAGCUUUAUCUUCUCUCAACUUACGUGAAUCAUCCCCUACCAGCAAGAUGCAUUCAAAAAUGCUACAUCUGAAUGUCGAGAAUGUCAAAGAUAUAUCUAAAAUGUUCAACAAUGACAUGUUAAAUAUAUUCUGUGUUCUUAAUAAAAUAUCUGAUUCUGAGUAAAGGUGAGAAAUAAAGACAUUCUACUCAA